Molecule: messenger RNA, 1878 nt
Organism: Marchantia polymorpha subsp. ruderalis
Lineage: Eukaryota; Viridiplantae; Streptophyta; Marchantiopsida; Marchantiales; Marchantiaceae
Source: the annotation of a GenBank genome assembly
GAGUGCCCCGGGCAAUCCGAAGGGCAUGCAUUGUAGUGUUUCUGGUGCAUGAACCCAAGUUCAGAGCUAUCUCAAAACGAUAUACACGCAUGGACCAGUCAUCUCAGGGAGCAGGCCGAUUCGGAAAACAGCCAAACAGAGCUGAUUGUGCUAUUAUAGACUUGUUCUCUCCAGUCUCCGACGUUUCAUCGGCUUGGCAGCGGACCAUCGAGCCGGAUGAAUUUGCACGUUUUUAUUCUGGUCACGAUAAACGACAGCUCGAGGUCUUCUGACAAACAAUGAGAAAGUCCUGUGGCAAGGCCUAGGCCCAGUACCUAGUCCAGUUAGUCUGGCACCGGCUUACCCACUGCAAUUUUAGACCUGAGAUGCCUUUUGACGGUUCGAGCUUCGAAAUCUCUCAUCCACUGUGUGCCCAGUCUGGGCGAAUCACUUGGAACCAGGUGACGAGAUUGGCCACUUCUUUCCGGGAGUACGACCGAGCAUCGUCAUAAGCUCGACAGAUUCACAUUUGGCUCUGGUGAACGCGAGAGCGAGCGGUCGGUGGCUUGAAACGCUCGUCCGAGUUUGCUCUUUCGACUCGCCUCAUCUUGGCCUCGUUGAUCAGUUCGUCCGACUGUCGUGUACGUGAAGUCCGGUUCCUCGUUUGACUGCAUCUGCUUCAGAACCCCGCUCGGAGUUUUAAACCUCUGGGGAUCAUUUGAUCGGCUUGGAAUUGCUAGAGCUCAGAUUUGCCUGGCAAAGGCCGCGGGUAGCUGCAGGUAGCCAGUUCCGAAGAUGGUGGCUGAGACGUUUGAUCAUCUUCGGGAAAUGAAGCCGAAGAUGAGGGCCGGAGAGCUGAUCAUUCGACUGAAACGAGCGAGGCAUAUCAAGGGCCAUGAAUUCAUGUGCUUUGGGAAGGCUAAUGUUUUUGCUCUCUUAACAAUCGGUGGUGAGAAGCGUAAGAGCAAGGUCAUCACUAACGGGGGAACGAAUCCGGUGUUCGAGGAGCAGCUGAGCUUCAAGAUAGCCGAGCACGUCCAAUUCUCGCUGUACAGUGUGAUGUACCUACAUUUGUACGAUCAUGACCUCAGAAAAGAUAAACUUCGAGGAACCGUCAAAAUAGAAGUAGCAGAUUUGCUGCAGGCAAACCAGAACGACGUACCGAUACAAAUGUUCCAAGUCAUGCACAAGGAUAAGCCCAGAGGUACCGUGGAGCUCGGGCUCACUUUCAUCCCCUCUAACAGGAAAGCAGGAGCCCUCAUAAAAUCACCUUGAGAGGCCAUCGUGAAGCUGACUGUGCCAACUCUGCUCGACUGCCAUUCUAGCCAACUCGUGUCCGGUCAGAGUGUUCAGUGUGAUGCGCUACUCAGUCGUUCGAGCUGCUGAUCUAGCCCAAUUUACAGACUUGAAACUGCGUCAGGUGAUCAAUCAAUCGCGUGCCUCCAGAAUUUCACGACAACACUGAGCAGAAGUUCUGAGACUGAGUUUCGCAGUCUGCCCUCGAGAGUGCUUCAGAAUAGGGAUCAAUCGCAGCAUGAAUUUACUUUAGACAAGCAUCGAUAAAGUCUUUGCUCGCAGAGAAGAGAAGCCAGGCCGUGCGGUGCUGUGCCCUCAUGUGAAGGAAGAGCCGGUUGCAGGCUACCGACCUGGAAAUUAGUUGAAGAUUUUCUUGACCCAAGAUUUACGUACGUGUGAUCGGUCCUAGAGGAAGGCUUAAACAGGAGUAAGUGAAGUCGAUGAGUUCCUUCUAGCACCUGUAUGCUAUACUAGUGGGAAGCUUCGUAACCGUAGAGAGUUACAUAGUCGAGGUUCAGUCUGAGGAAUUUGGCGAGAGCUUUUCAAUGCAAACAGAUUGCAAUGUGUACGAUCUGAAAAUUAUAGCAUGUGUUUUGCUAUCAC